Messenger RNA from Trametes versicolor FP-101664 SS1, 1344 nucleotides. RefSeq lists its product as uncharacterized. The record is from RefSeq and is a predicted model, not a curated record. The transcript is spliced from 3 exons. Bases 1 to 1149 code for a protein of 382 amino acids. Lineage: Eukaryota; Fungi; Basidiomycota; Agaricomycetes; Polyporales; Polyporaceae.
AUGUCGUCCUUCAAACGCGCCAGAUCUCCUCAACGACAAGACGACUCACCCUCACCCUCACCGACGCCCUCGCCGACUUGCAAGGCCGCGCGGACGAGCGCGACGCCUCCUCCGGGCGCGGGCGAACCAUCCACCUCUAGCCACAUUCUCUGCACAUUGCCACCAACGUGCAAUCCGCCGAACCGCCCUACCUCGCUGGAGGAUACACGCGAUCUUGAGGCUCACUAUGCAAUGUACCACGCGCAUGUCUGUGAGGAUCAGGGUUGUGGGUGCGUGUUCCCCGACGCGCGGCUACUCGAACUACACCAAACAGAAUGUCAUGACCCACUUGCCGCAGUACGGAGAGAGCGCGGCGAGAAGAUUUUCGCAUGUCACUUAGCCUCGUGCGCGCGCCGCUUCUCCGCGCCCAAAACGCGACGGCUGCACCUCAUCCAGGCGCACGGGUAUCCCAAAGAAUACUUCUUCGCGGUCACGAAUAAAGGCGUCGGUGGCCUGCUGAAGCGAUGGGGUGAGGGCGCGAGCCUGUUGCGCCGCCCGUGGCAGCCGCGCGAGAACGGGAACGGGGGUGAAGACGAUGAAGACGACGACGAAGGGACAGAGACGGAUGCGACACAAGUACAAGACGCGAAUGGGGAAAGGGUCUUGUCAGACGACGACGAAGAGCAAAUCUUACUAGAAAAGAUGCCCGUGGAUCGACCUCCGCGCGCGAAUACCACGGCAGCGAACGGCCCUUUUACGUCUCCCGCCAAGGGCAAGGGGCGGGAGGCGCAACCCUCCGAGGAGGACAACACGCUCGCGGACGCCAUGGACUCCCUUUCGCUCGUCCCAUCUUCAGUCCAGUUCGGACGCGGCGCAAAACGCGGCGGGCGCGGUCACGUGGUGCGUGGCGGCGGGGCGCGCGGAGCAGGGAGAGGAGCAUUCGCAAACGGCGGAGAGGGCAUGCCCAUGCAACUCGACUUCCGCCCGCCAAACGUGCGCGGGCGGGGAAGAGGCGCGGGACGGGGCUUCCACGUCCCGCGCGGGGGCGGGUUUUCGAGAGGCAGGGGAAACGGGCCUCGUGGGUUUGGGCGGGGGGCGAUGUUGGGUGGAGGAGCGGUACGGGGAGCGGGUCCUGGGCGGGGUGUGGCGAAGGGGAACACGAAUGCGUGAGGGGUGUUGAGCAGGUGCUCAGGCUCAGAGAACAUGUUGACAGUGUCGAUCUACGUUGUACGCUUGGUUAAGGGUGUUGAGUAGCGUCAGUGGUGCUCUAGGGAGGUUGUGUAAGGGUGCGGAACAGAAGCUCGAUUAUGUUAAGAUAAUCAGCUCGUCAACACCAUACGCUCAAGGCUAAGCAGUCAAUAUACG